UUUCAAAUAGUCAGAGAUGCCAACAGCUCAAGGGUUCAAGUAUCUGAAUUCAUUCUGAUGGGACUUCCAGGCAUUCAUGAGUGGCAGCACUGGCUGUCCUUGCCCAUGGCUCUGCUUUACCUCCUAGCUCUUGUUGCUAAUCUUUUUGUCUUAAUCACCAUCUACCAUGAGCCUACCUUGCACCAGCCCAUGUAUCAAUUCCUAGGUAUCCUGGCUGUGGUAGACAUUGGCCUUGCUACCACCAGCAUGCCCAAGAUCCUGGCCAUCCUAUGGUUUGAUUCCAAGGCCAUCAGCCUUCCUGAAUGUUUUGCUCAGAUAUAUGCCAUUCAUUCUUUUAUGUGCAUGGAGUCAGGCAUCUUCCUCUGCAUGGCACUGGAUAGAUAUAUAGCCAUUUGUUAUCCCCUUCAAUACCCCUCCAUAAUUAUUGAAGCUUUUGUUAUCAAAGCCAUACUGUCCAUGGUGCUUAGGAAUGGCCUAUUGACCAUCCCAGUACCUGUACUAGCUGCCCAGAGACACUACUACUCCAAGAAUGAAAUUGAUCACUGCAUGUGUUCUAACUUGGGGGUCACUAGUCUGGCCUGUGAUGAUAUCACCAUUAACAGGUUUUACCAGUUGGCCUUGGCCUGGCUUGUUGUUGGGAGUGACAUGAUUCUGGUCUUUGCUUCCUAUGCUUUGAUUGUUAACUCAGUACUGAAGCUGAACUCAGCUGAAGCAACAUCUAAGGCCCUGAGUACCGGUAGUUCCCACCUCAUUCUAAUUAUCUUUUUCUAUACAGCUAUUAUUUUAGUAUCUGUCACCCACCUAGCAGAAAGAAGGGUUCCCCUAAUCCCUGUUCUUCUCAAUGUGCUGCAUAUUGUCAUCCCUCCAUCCCUUAACCCCAUGGUAUAUGCCCUUAGGACUCAAGAGCUAUGA
This is a messenger RNA of Urocitellus parryii (Arctic ground squirrel), 912 nucleotides long. RefSeq names its product olfactory receptor family 56 subfamily B member 4 (gene Or56b4). Gene Ontology annotation, biological process: G protein-coupled receptor signaling pathway. Gene Ontology annotation, molecular function: G protein-coupled receptor activity; olfactory receptor activity. The record is from RefSeq and is a predicted model, not a curated record. Lineage: Eukaryota; Metazoa; Chordata; Mammalia; Rodentia; Sciuridae. Gene Ontology annotation, cellular component: plasma membrane.